This is a messenger RNA of Pelobates fuscus (common spadefoot toad), 2057 nucleotides long. It is a transcript of the gene NOP58, whose product is annotated as NOP58 ribonucleoprotein. NCBI's taxonomy places the organism in Eukaryota, Metazoa, Chordata, Amphibia, Anura, Pelobatidae. The coding region runs from base 102 to 1721 and encodes 539 amino acids. The transcript has 15 exons. Gene Ontology annotation, molecular function: snoRNA binding. Gene Ontology annotation, cellular component: box C/D methylation guide snoRNP complex; small-subunit processome. The record is from RefSeq and is a predicted model, not a curated record.
AGGGCGGAUCUCGCGGUUGCUGCUGGGAGCCGACUCACACGUGUCUGUGCAGCGCGGCUCGGUGCGUCCUCAAUCGCCUCUCCCCGAAUCCCGGCCCCGCCAUGCUGGUGCUGUUUGAGACCGCGGCGGGUUACGCCAUAUUUAAGGUUCUAGAUGAGAGUAAAUUGCAAGAAGUUGACAGUAUAUGGAAGGAAUUUGAAACGCCGGAGAAAGCAAAUAAAAUAGUGAAAUUAAAACACUUUGAGAAGUUCCAGGACACCACAGAAGCUUUAGCAGCAUCCACCGCAUUGAUUGAAGGGAAGCUGAGCAAGAACUUGAAGAAAGUCCUGAAAAAACUCGCAGCCAAAGAUGCCCACGAGCAACUGGCGAUUGCGGAUGCCAAGCUUGGUGGGGUUAUCAAGGAAAAAGCCAACCUCAGCUGUGUUCACAGCGCCAUGGUCACCGAACUGAUGAGAGGCAUCCGUAAUCAGAUAGAUGGACUGAUCACAGGACUUUCGUCUCGUGAGAUGGCUGCCAUGUCACUGGGUUUGGCUCACAGUCUGUCUCGAUACAAGCUGAAGUUCAGUCCUGAUAAGGUGGACACAAUGAUAGUUCAAGCGAUAUCUCUUUUGGACGAUCUGGAUAAGGAGCUGAACAACUACGUGAUGCGGUGCAGAGAGUGGUACGGAUGGCAUUUUCCUGAACUGGGCAAGAUCAUCACAGAUAACUUGGCCUUUUGCAAGUGUGUUCGUGCAGUUGGGGACAGAGUCAACUUUUCGAGUUUCGACCUGAGUGAUUUUCUCCCAGAAGAGGUGGAAGCAGAGGUGAAGGCAGCUGCAGAGAUCUCCAUGGGAACAGAAGUGUCAGAAGAAGACAUAACCAACAUCUUGCACUUGUGUGACCAGGUGAUAGAGAUCACAGAGUACAGGUCGCAGCUGUAUGACUAUCUAAAGAACAGAAUGAUGGCCAUUGCACCCAACCUCACACUGCUAGUUGGAGAACUAGUUGGCGCCAGGCUCAUUUCCCACGCUGGCUCACUGUUGAAUUUGGCUAAGCAUCCUGCGUCAACUGUGCAGAUCUUGGGUGCAGAAAAGGCGCUAUUCAGAGCUCUGAAGACUAAACGAGACACUCCCAAAUAUGGUCUAAUCUAUCAUGCUUCGCUGGUUGGCCAGACUACCCCUAAAAACAAGGGCAAGAUCUCCCGUAUGUUGGCUGCCAAGGCAUCUCUUGCCAUUCGAUACGACGCUCUUGGAGAGGACACAAAUGUAGACUUGGGUGUAGAGACCAGAGCGAAGCUAGAAUUGCGUCUCCGACAACUGGAAGAAAGAGGACUCAAACGAAUCAGUGGCACCGGAAAAGCACUUGCCAGAGCCGACAAGUACCAGCAUAAGAGUGAAGUUAGAACCUAUGAUCCAUCUGGUGACUCGACAUUGCCCGCUGUCCCAAAGAAACGCAAGUUUGAAGAGGUGGAACAGGAGGAAGAGCCACCAACUGAGAUCAAAGUAAAAAAGGCAAAAAAGCCCAAAGUGGAAGUAGUGGAAGAAGUUGAAGAAGAAACGGUGGAAGAGGCACCAAAGAAGAAGAAGAAGAAAAAGAAGAUUAAAACUGAGGAGGAAGAAGAAGCUGUAGUGGAGGUGAUGGAAGAAGAGGAAGAGCCUACAACCAGCACAGCUGCAGAGACUCCCAAAAAGAAAAAGAAGAAGAAGAAGAAGAUUAAACAGGAGGAAGAGGAAGAGGAUUAGAGGAUGAAAUGGCGAUUAUGAACUGUUUAAAAAGACUCAAAUCUUGUUGUUUUUCUAAAUCCACGUGCAGAAAUACCCCCGGGUCAUGAGUGGUGGCCCUGUUUAGGUUCCUUGAAAAUGCGGCUUAUAAUCCAACAUCCCUGGACCAGAAUUUCACGAUUUGCUACUUUACUUAUUUAAGUGGCAAAUCUUAUAGCUGUUUUGAUUUUCUCUUUGAGAAAUGUAUUGAUUCGCUGUGUUUCUACACCAGAAGUGGACAAAGAAACUACAUUUCUAAACCCCUAUUUUUAUUUCCUUAAAUCAAGGUUUAAUCUUUAAUUUGUGUAUAGACAUUUG